AUGUCGAAUUACCAACUUUCCAUCGUCAUUUACGGCCCGGGCACAGACCCGAACAAUCGGUCACAUUGGGCUCUUGCGCUGCAUCGAGAAGGGGAGAUUCACGGGGAUCUAUUCCAAGUGCUGUUAGUAGAUCGGGAUAGACUGUGGUACCAAUUCGAUAAGAGGACCGGGGUUGAGAUACUGGAUAAAAGUUCGGAAGGCUGUGUUACUGUAGCGACGAUAUCAGUAGGACACCGGAGACACGCGAAGCGGAUCAUGUCCACGGAACCCGUACCUAUGGAUGGGUUAAAACGAUGCCAGGACUGGGUAGCCGAUUGUAUCGUCACGCUAGAAAUCGAGGAAAUCGUCGAAGCGGGAACGUCACAUUUCGUCCAAAGACUUAUCGGAUUACCCGCGAGCAGUGUAGCGGAGGAAGUAGGGCCAGAAAGAUGGACAGAGACGGAGAGAUGA
Orbilia oligospora ATCC 24927 is the source of this 450-nucleotide messenger RNA. RefSeq lists its product as uncharacterized. The record is from RefSeq and is a predicted model, not a curated record. Bases 1 to 450 code for a protein of 149 amino acids. NCBI's taxonomy places the organism in Eukaryota, Fungi, Ascomycota, Orbiliomycetes, Orbiliales, Orbiliaceae. The transcript has 2 exons.